AUUUAAAUGAUAAAUAUAUAAUUUUCCUUAUAACAAAGUAAACGUUUUUAACUUAUUGACAAGAAAAAAUGGGCCUUUAUCGGUUUCUUUCUUAUUUAAUUAUUAUUCUUCUUAUGGGAAAUUAUGUAAACUUAAGUAAAUAUAAAUUCCAAUACCCGAAAAAAUUGUCAACUCUUGAAGAAUGUAGACGUGUCUGUUCAGAUUACGAACCACCUCGUCAUUGCUAUUAUCAUUUUGCAAUCGAGUAUUUUCACACGAUGGGCAGUCCUUGCUUUCCUUGUCGACAAAAUGGCACUGAUCAAUUAUUGAAUAUGCCAAAUUGUCAAUGCAUUGAAGCUGAUGGUAAAAAGAGAACAGUUAUAUCAAUUAACAGAGUAUUUCCAGGUCCAAGCAUUCAGGUAUGCGAGCACGAUACAUUAAUAGUAGACGUUGAAAAUAAAGCCGAAGGUCUUGAAAUGACUUUACAUUGGCAUGGAUUAUUCCAAAAAGGAUAUCAAUAUUACGAUGGUGUUCCAAUGGUAACCCAAUGUCCAAUAAUGGCCGGAAGUACAUUUAGGUAUCAAUUUCCUGUUAACAAUGCCGGUACAUUCUUUUAUCAUGCUCAUGUCUCAACACAAAGAAUGGACGGUCAAUUUGGUAGUUUAAUUGUACGCCAAACACCAAGACGUGAUCCUCAUUGGCAUCAUUAUGAUGAGGAUCUUCCUGCUCACGUAAUAAUGGUACAUGAUUGGUUUCAUCAUUUGUCAAGUGAAAAACAUCCGGGAAUUUACACUCAACCUUUAGCACCACCUGAUAAUCUUUUGAUUAAUGGAAGAGGUCGAUUUCAGGAUUUGGAUGGUAAAGUAACUAAUACAACUUUAGAAACAUUUUACGUAGAACCAGGAAAAAGAUACAGAUUCCGUUUUAUAAAUGCAAUUAGUUUAAGAUGCACCGCAAUAUUUACAAUAGAAAAACACGAUAUCACCGUCAUUGCACAAGACGGUUCUUCAGUUUGUCCAGAAACAGUAACUUCUUUACAUUCCGGUGGAGGUGAAAGAGUAGAUUUUAUCUUAACAGCAAAUCAAAAACCAGGAUCCUAUUGGAUUCAAACAAGAGGAUUAAUGGAUUGUGCAGAAAAAGAAAAUCAACAAUUGGCAAUUAUUUCCUAUUUAGGUGCUUCCAAAACACCACAAUCAUCUAUGCCUACAUACAAAAAUUACCUACCUGAAGGAAAAAUGUAUAAUCCAAUAGAUGGUAAAUGUGAUAAAUCAAAAUCAAAUGCAAUAUGUGUUGAUCAGUUCAAAGGCACAGAAUUUUUAGAUAAAAGAUUAACUAAAGGUGAACCUGAUGAAAGAUUUAUUUUUCCUCUUGAUUUACAUUCUUUCGAGUAUGGGGAGAAAAAUCCUUUCUACAGUACCAAUAAGUUUCAUAAAAAAUCUCCCUAUCCAACUUAUCCUUUAUCUAUUACGGCAACGAUUGAUGGUAUAUUAUUUGUACCUCCUUCGGAACUUUUAAUUUCUAGUAAUAUACAUUCAAGGGAUACUUGCAAUCGAAAAUACAAUUCUUAUAAUCAAUGUCCAAAUCCUUGUUAUUGUACUCAUGUUGUGGAUAUUAAGAAAAAUUCUAUCGUUGAAAUCAUUUUAUAUGACAAAGCUGGUGUAGAACCUGUUGUACAUCCAUUUCACUUACAUGGAUAUAAAUUCACAGUUUUAAAAAUUGGACCACAAAGGAGUCAAAAUUAUACUAUCAAUGACAUACAUUCGAUUUUGAAUGAUCAUAAAAAAGUUUUAAGCACUACUGGCUAUAGUCGUCAUUUGCCAAUGAAAGACACUGUUAUUAUUCCAACAGCAGGAUACGUUAUACUGCGUUUCAUUGCUGAUAAUCCAGGAUGGUGGAUUUUUCACUGUCACAUUGAUUGGCAUAUGGUUGAAGGAAUGAAUAUGAUUCUACACGUUGGAGAACGUUAUGAUCUUCCUCCAGUUCCACCAAAUUUUCCUAAAUGUGGUUCCUGGUUACCAACUAUAUAAUUGUUUUUUGAUGACACUAAAUCUGUUUUAAUUUUAAUUAACACAUUGCAAUUAUAUUUCAAUAAACAAAAAUAAUUGUUCAUAAAAGCUCUCAGAUGAUGUUUGCAAAAUAAUUAUACUUCUUGAAUUA
This is a messenger RNA of Leptopilina boulardi, 2136 nucleotides long. RefSeq lists its product as uncharacterized. Gene Ontology annotation, molecular function: oxidoreductase activity; copper ion binding. Gene Ontology annotation, cellular component: plasma membrane. The transcript has 11 exons. NCBI's taxonomy places the organism in Eukaryota, Metazoa, Arthropoda, Insecta, Hymenoptera, Figitidae. Gene Ontology annotation, biological process: iron ion transport. Bases 69 to 2006 code for a protein of 645 amino acids. The record is from RefSeq and is a predicted model, not a curated record.